AUGAGAAAGGUCCAGAACCCGUCAGUAUCGAGGCAUCACCUACCCGUCGCUCUGCGCGGCCCCAGUUCCCUGCACCCGAUCAACCGUACCCGCAUUGCCUGGGGCCCGUCCGAUCCACGUCUUCGUCCAUUACCAACUCCUCACCUCCUCCCCACCCUCUCCUUCCUUCCUUGCGCCCACACCCGCCAACCUCACGUGCAUUGCCGCCCCACCUCCUCCCCGUGCGCGCCAUGCGAUCUCGCCUGCCCACACUCCCCGCGCAACACAGCAACCACUAUCCCCGAAACCCUCAACCCUGUUGCCUCUGCGCUUCCCGCCCCCUUCGCUCCGCACCCCAAACGCUCUCCCGUGCUGCCUCUCGCCCAAUCCGACACCUCCUCUCCAUCCCCAAUUUCCGUCCCCCGCUCCCCGCUCCCCUUGGCGCGCGCGCAGGUGGUGCUGGACGUGGGCACGGGCAGCGGCAUUCUCGCCAUCUGGGCGGCGCAGGCGGGCGCGCGGCGCGUGUACGCGGUGGAGGCGACGGACAUGGCGCAGCACGCGGAGACGCUGGCGCGCGCCAAUGGCGUGGCGGAGCGCGUGACGGUGCUGCAGGGGAGCAUGGAGGAUGUUCAGCUGCCCGAGAAAGUGGACGUGAUAAUAAGCGAGUGGAUGGGGUACUUCCUGGUGCGCGAGUCCAUGCUCGACUCCGUGCUCGUCGCCCGCGACCGCUGGCUCAAACCGGGCGGCUCCCUGUUCCCAAGCCAUGCGCGCAUGUGGGUGGCGCCGGUGCACUCGAGCCUGUGGGAGGGGCGCAUGGGGGAGUUCCGCAGCAGCAUGGGCGACUGGCGCAGCUUCGUGCGCGGCACACGGGAGGACUAUGGCGUUGACAUGGCGGUGCUGGAUCAGACCUAUGAGGCCGAGCAGCAGAAAUACUUCCUCCAAACAGGGUGUUGGGAGUCGCUGUACCCCUCCCAGGUGUUGGGGCGGCCGGUGAUGAUCCGCGAGAUAGACUGCGCCACGGCCACCGUGGCAGACGUGGAGGAGGUCAAAGCGCACUUCACCACUCGCGCCUUCGCUGCUGAUAAAGCCGUCAACGCCAUCGGAGGGUGGUUCGACGUGCUCUUUAAGGGAUCAGCCACGGACCCAACGGAGCACGAGGUGCAGCUGACGACAGCGCCCAGUGUGGACGAGGGCACGCACUGGGGGCAGCAGGUCUUCCUGCUCGCACACCCACUGCACGUGCGCGAGGGAGAUGAGGUGUCAGGCGCCAUGCACAUCCGGCGGUCCAAGAAGAACCACCGCCUCAUGGACGUGGACCUGCAGCUGCAGUGCCAACACACCGACGGCUCCCGCUCCCCCAACACCACCGCCGCUUACUUUAUCGAGUAG
Molecule: messenger RNA, 1368 nt
Organism: Closterium sp. Naga37s-1
Lineage: Eukaryota; Viridiplantae; Streptophyta; Zygnematophyceae; Desmidiales; Closteriaceae
Source: the annotation of a GenBank genome assembly